AUGAUCACCGGAAUCGCACAUACCAAUCUCCUCGUACCGGAAGGUACGCUGGACAAUGCACACGAGUUCUACGCAGGGACCCUAGGCCUUACGGCUAGUCCUGUUCCCCAGCUGCAGAAGAAUACUACGGCAUGGUUCAAUAUCACCCCAGACGGUAGCCAGCAGAUUCACAUCGCAUUUGGGACGAACGAGCGGGGUUCUCCGCGCCAUCCGUGCCUCAGGGUCAGUUCCCUAGAAGCUCUGCAGGUGCUGCGACAGCGCAUAUGGGAUCAUCACGUCCGUGGUGGUGCAGCGGCUCCUCUCGAGGCGGAUAAGCCUGGGGAAGAGAUUUCUGCGGAGUAUCCGACGCGGUUCUUUGCGAGAGAUUAUGCUGGGAAUCGUAUUGAGUUCAGUUUAUAG
Molecule: messenger RNA, 399 nt
Organism: Aspergillus terreus NIH2624
Lineage: Eukaryota; Fungi; Ascomycota; Eurotiomycetes; Eurotiales; Aspergillaceae
Product: putative glyoxalase family protein
Exons: 3
Coding region: 1-399 (132 amino acids)
Source: RefSeq, a predicted model, not a curated record